AUGCUUCGCCCUCACGCACGACAAGGCCAUAUAGUCCCUUCCCUUGCUGCCACACUGAUCUCGGUCGCCAGCCUCUGCCACGCUGGAUACCAAGUUCUCUUCACCAACGCAGAUGUCCAAAUUAUCGACAGCCAAUCCAAUCAAGUCGUCCUACAAGGCCAGCGCGACCCAGCAAGCAACCUGUGGCACAUACCAUCACAGGCUACCGGGCCUGCCCAGAUCCAGAUCCACUCCGCUAACAAAAUUGGCGACCCAACUGAAGCUGAUCUCAUCGCCUAUGCCCAUGCCACUCUAUUCUCUCCAGUCCUCUCGAGAAUCGAAUUUGCUCUCCGCAAUAACUUCCUGACAAACUUUCCAGGAUUAACUACGGCCGGUCUCCGACGCAACCCACCCCAAUCUAUUGCCACGGCCAAAGGACACCAAGACCAGACCAGACAGAACCUCCGAUCCACAAAAACCAAACCAACGAUCAUUCCCAAUGACGACACCAACCCACCAAUCCAUGCCGAAGAUGAUGACCUCCAACCAAACCACAUCACUGCACGCACACAUCAAUGCUAUGCUACAUUCUUCGCAGCUACGGGCCAAGUCUACACUGAUCAAACCGGAAAAUUUGUCUCACCAUCAUCAACUGGCAACAACUACAUUAUGAUCCUAUACGACUAUGACAGCAACCACAUUUUUGCCGAGCCAUUCCCCAACCGUCAAGCCGCCACCAUCCUCAAAGCCUAUCAGCGCCUCCAUCAACGACUAUGCCUAGCAGGGCUCAAACCACAACUGCAACGACUUGACAACGAAUGUUCCACUAUCCUCAAGAAUUUUCUCCACGCAUCUGAAAUCGACUUCCAAUUAGUUCCUCCUGGAAUGCACCGUCGCAACUCAGCCGAACGAGCCAUCCGCACCUUCCAAAACCACUUCAUCGCCGGCCUGUGCAGCACUGAUAAAGAUUUCCCCAUCCACCUGUGGGACCAGAUCCUUCCGCAAGCUGAAAUCACAUUGAAUUUGAUGCGCGCCUCUCGACUAAAUCCCAAGCUCUCGGCGUACGCUCAAAUUUGUGGACAGUUCGACUACAACAGAACGCCAAUGGGCCCCCCGGGAUGUCGCGUCCUUGCACACGAAAAACCUGCUACACGACAAACCUGGGCGCCACAUGGUCUCGACGGAUGGUAUGUCGGUCCAGCCAUGGAUUCCUACCGGUGCUACCGCAUCUGGAUUUACGACACUCGCGCUAUUCGCAUCUGCGACACUGUCACCUGGUUCCCCACAAAAGUCCGCAUGCCUGACAGCUCCUCCAACGCCAUCAUUAUGUCAGCCCUACAAGAUAUCAAGCAUGCCCUACUUCAUCCCAGCCCACGUACUCCCAUUGCUCCCCGCAGUGAUUCAAUGACAGAAGCAUUACGCCAACUCGUUGAAGUGAUCGAAAACGUUCAACUACCACGGGAACCUCCUGCGCCACUUCUAAGGGUGCCGAAGGAAAACCAAACCACUACCGCACCUGCAACCCAGCUCCCUAUUCCAGUGUCGUCCCCUCCACCUGCCUUAAAACACCAUGAUCUACAGGACGACACCCAUUCCAUCCGACCCGUCCCCAACAAUGACAAUCGGGCCGAUGCCCCCACCAAUGCACCCACACUCAUUCCACCAGACAUUGAACCUACAACACCCAAAACUGUCCAGUGGAAGCCACCAGCCAAUGACCCUGCUAUUGCCACCACGCCUCGACUAUUUCCCAAAGAAAGUUGGCCAACUCCAACAUACGGUGCCCUCACAAGCCCCGCAGUCAGAGCCACAAAACGAAAAGCACGACGACUCACCAACCAGACCAAACAAAACAUGCAACAAACAGCACCACGUUCCAAACCCAUGGUCCUAGCACCCAAACGUCGCAGCACUCGUACCACCAAACCAACCUACAAGAAAUCCGUCCAAGCCAAUGCAAGUAGCUUCACCCCUCUAACUGACCCCCACUACUGCCUCCAUGGCACAGCCAUCAAUCCUGACACAGGCAAAGUGGCCGAAUACCCUGAGCUCCUCAAGUCGUCAGCCGGCCACGAAUGGAGCGACGCCAACGAUGAAGAAAUGGGACGCAUGUGCACUGGACUCGGACCAAAAUCCCACAUGCCUACAGGAACACAAACCCUGGAAUUCAUUCACCGCCGUGACAUCCCCAAAGACAAAGUUGUCACAUAUGUUCGCAUUGUAUGUGCCGAUCGCCCAGAAAAGGCCCAAGUCCACCGCGUCCGAUACACAUUGGGCGGCGACAAGAUCGUCUACCUUGGUAACAAGACCACCAAAACUGCCGACAUCCAAACCAUCAAGAUCCUUCUCAACAGCACCAUCAGCACCCCAGGCGCCCGCUUCGCCACCAUUGAUCUCAAGGACUUCUACCUUGAGACCGAUCUCCCGGAACCCGAAUAUGUCCGCAUCCCUGUCAGCGUACUAUCCAAAAAGAUAAUUGACCUAUACCACCUCCAUGACAAGAUCCACAAAGGCUUUGUUUACUGCAAAGUCAAGAAGGGCAUGUACGGGCUUCCCCAAGCGGGCAAACUUGCCAACGAUGAUCUCCGCCAAUACCUCAAACCCCACGGAUUCAUCCCAUGUGAACAAACCGCGGGACUCUGGAAAGACACCACGUCCGACCUCAUGUUCUCCCUGGUUGUCGACGACUUUGGUGUUCGCUACACUGCCAAGUCCAACAUUGAACGACUCAUUACCGUCCUCCAAGGAAAAUACAAAACAUCGGUUGACUGGACCGGGUCCCGCUACAUCGGCAUGCAGAUCGAUUGGGACUAUGAAAAUGGCACCGUUGAUAUAUCCAUGCCUGGUUAUGUCGAACGCGCCCUACAACGCUUCACUCACCCAGCUCCCACACGCCAUGAAUCCUCUCCUCACGCCUGGAUUGCUCCGGUCUACGGAUCUCGCCAGCAAUUUGCUACCACCGACGAUUCCCCAUUUUUAGACGUCAAGGACCAAACGACCAUCUCUGAGGUGGUUGGAACCUUCCUCUAUUAUGGCAGAGCAAUCGAUCUCUCCAUGCUACCUGCCCUUGGCACCAUCGCUGCCCAACAAGCACAACCAACGGUCAACACAAUGAAAGCAGUCACCCAGUUUUUGAAUUAUGCCGCUUCCAACCCUGACGCCAAGGUUCGCUUCUAUGCCAGUGGUAUGCAUCUGUACAUCGAGAGCGAUGCCUCCUACCUCUCCGAAUCCAAAGCACGCUCCCGUGCCGCAGGAUACCACUACCUGGGCCCUGCUCCAACGGACCUCAAAAACAUCACACCGCCUCCGCGAAAUGGUGCCAUUUCCGUCCCAUGCAAAAUUCUCAAGAACGUCCUGGCAAGUGCUGCUGAAGCUGAACUUGCAGGCCUCUUCAUCAAUGGCCAAGAGGCCAUCCCUGAACGUGUUACCCUUGCAGAACUUGGGCAUCCACAAGGGCCCACUCCCCUAACAACUGACAAUGCCACCGCCAACGGCAUUGCCAACGACUCUAUCAAACAAAAACGCUCCAAGGCCAUGGACAUGCGCUUCUUCUGGAUCCGCGAUCGCGUCCGCCAAGGCCACUUCCAUGUCUACUGGACCAAAGGCUCCUUGAAUCUUAGCGAUUACGUCACCAAACACCACCCGGGCAAACAUCACCGCCGUGUCCGUCCAGCCUAUUUCCAUACGCCAACGUCCAACCGCUUUGCCCCAUUGACUGAACUCUAA
Messenger RNA from Cylindrotheca closterium, 3705 nucleotides. The record is from the annotation of a GenBank genome assembly. NCBI's taxonomy places the organism in Eukaryota, Bacillariophyta, Bacillariophyceae, Bacillariales, Bacillariaceae.